Eutrema salsugineum is the source of this 1692-nucleotide messenger RNA. RefSeq names its product putative FBD-associated F-box protein At5g53635. The record is from RefSeq and is a predicted model, not a curated record. Gene Ontology annotation, molecular function: protein binding. NCBI's taxonomy places the organism in Eukaryota, Viridiplantae, Streptophyta, Magnoliopsida, Brassicales, Brassicaceae. The transcript has 4 exons. The coding region runs from base 153 to 1541 and encodes 462 amino acids.
CUGACUACUAUAAACUGAAACGCAUCCCUUAAUUUUUACCGUUUUGCAAUCUGAAACUUUACGGUUUGUCUGUCUCGCUCCCACUUAGGUUGAUCGAAUGCUAUCUGAUUUUGUAACUAGUAUGCAGAAGAGUUUCUACAGGAAGAAAACAAAUGGUUGAUGGAGAGAAAUCGAAACAGGCUCGUUUCAAAGGAUUGAGGAAAGAUAAGAUAAGCCAGUUACCUGAUCCUUUGAUAUGUCAGAUACUUUCUCAACUUCCUACAAAGGAUUCUGUGAGGACAAGUGUUUUAUCCACCAGAUGGAGGAGUCUCUGGCUUUGGGUUCCUCUUUUGGAAUUGGAUUCCCAAGAAUUCCCAGAUUUUAGUACUUUUGCGAGUUUUGGUGACAGGUUUUUCGAUUCCAGGAGGGCUUCAUGUAUAGACAAACUCAAGUUAAACAUUCCUAGAUAUGAAAAUGGUGUAGAUAUUGGCUCUUAUCUCAAGUCAUGGAUUGAUGCUGCAGUCAAGCGAAAGAUCCGAGAUCUGUAUGUUUCGUGUCCUUAUUUAUAUGAGAUGACCCCAAGCCUUUAUAUCUGCGAGACACUGGCAUCUUUAACACUUGAUCUGGUGGCUUUGCCUAAUGCCGAGUUUGUUUCCUUGCCUUGUCUGAAAACUAUGCAUUUAACAUAUAUCAAAUUUCCCAAUGAGGCCACUUUCGAGAGACUUGUCUCAUCUUGUCCUGUCCUGGAGGAGUUAGAGAUUGACGGACGUGUUAAUUCUGAUGCAAAAGUCUUUCGGGUGCUCUCUACGUCAUUGAAGAGCCUCACUAUAAGUUUAAAAAAACAUGUGCCUAUGCAUGUUCUUGGUUCAGGAGUUGUGAUUGAUGCUCCUCGGCUAUGCUUUUUGAGCAUCAAAGAUAACUUAUCAGAAAGCUUUAUAAUAGCUAAUAUGGAUUCCAGUGCCAGUUUAUAUCUUUCUCUCAGCUUUGCUUUGGGAUUUUUUAAUGAAGUAAGCUUUUCAUCAGCGAGAAAUAGACUCCGCAGUUUUCUCCUUGGGAUUUCAAAGGUCAGGGAUAUGACGACAUCAAAAGACACUUUCGAGCUCUUCUUUGAAUACUCGAAAUUUGAAUCGCUGCCUCAGUUUCGUAACAUGUCCCGCCUGGAUGUCACAUUCUGCGUAUCUAAUUUGAUAUGGUUACCAACCUUUCUUGAGAGCUGCCCAAACUUGAAAUCUCUCACCAUGGUAUGCAGUGGUGGUUAUAACAAAACCAAUGAAAUCAGCUUUUCAUCUGUGCCUGAGUGUUUGCUAUCGUCUCUCGAGUUUGUUGAUUUCAAAGACCCGAUCAAGGGCUGUGCUGCUGAAAUGGAGUUAGUAGGAUACUUCCUAAAAAAUUCGGCUAUCCUCAAGAAACUCACUCUGUGUUUGGCUACAAAAGAUGACAUCUUGAAGAAAAUCCUCGAAAUGCCAAGAGGCUCUAGCAAAUGUGAAGUCGUCAUCCUCUUAUUGGUAAAGAGUAGAGGGAACAUAGUGAGGUUUUCUUCCACAAGUAAUCGGUUGAUGUAGGUUUAGGCUUUCAUUUGUUCCUCACCAUUUGUGACUUUGAUUAAUGGUGAGGUUCGCCGAAGAGCUCAUUGUUUUCAUAUUUUGGUGAUUUAUUGUAAAGACGAUGAAACUAUGUGAACAAGCGUAACAGUUAUUGCUUCAGUUCGCUUCU